AUGGUCGCCUUGGAGGAGGUUGGUCCGGCUGCCGACUUCGGAUCGUUGAGCGCGUUUCUCGGGGUGGGCGUGCCGGGCGUGCCGGUCGCCGAGCGUGGAGCCCACCUCAAGGCGCCACUGCCGCUGCCCACCCCCACUGCAACUUCCGCCAGGAUUGGCAAGGAUGGCACCCUCAGCAAGAAGGUUGCCUUCAGGAUGCUGAAGCAGCUCGGGUGCGAAGUGCUCUCGGAUGAGGAUGGCGAGGCCCGGUACGUGCAGGUGGGCAUCAAAACUCAGCCGGUGCUCUUCAAGAUGCUUGUGGAGCUGGGCCACGCGCCCCGGCGCGGCGAAGAUGGCGAAUUCAUGGUUCAAGUUGUCGAGCAACGCGGGCGAAAGCCGGAGGAAGUUGUCGCAGCCCUGUCGGCACCCCGGAAGCCGCCUCGAGCUCCCCGGCAGGAGCCCGAAGACGAAGGCUACCCUUCCAUGCCUCGUCCUCGCCUGAAGCCGGAGGAUGCGCAGCUUCUCGUCAACCGUCUCUACAAGGUGCCGAGAAGGCCUCCUGCAGAGGUGAAGGCGGAUGCUGCGAAGCCGCGGCGGACUGCGGCGGAGCAGCGCGCCUACCUCGACCGCUUGGUGAAGCCUCGGGCUGAGGAGACGCAGGCUCCGGAGCUGGACGAAGUGAUCCUGGAAGCGGGCAGGCGGCUCCUGAAGAACGGGAUCACUUGGCCGAGCUUCUCCAGUCCCUCCGAAAGCCGAGCAAAGAAGGCACAGAGCCGCACGAGGCUGGCACAGGCCGGAGCUUUGGCCAUCUCGAGCACAGAGCCCAAGGACGUUCGAGGGCCGCAGUCCAUGCACUCUCGCUUGCGCCUGCCGCGCUCCCGGCCUUCCUCUGCGGAGCUCAGACGCCGCGACUCCGGGGUCGCCCCGCCUCUCCAGACCCUCCAGCCGCUGCAGCCGCUUCAAGCACUGGAGGCACUGGAAAGCGCGCUGCCCAAGAGCCCUCCACCGGAGAUUCCUCCGCCGCCUGCGGAGCAGGAGGUCUCGGCAGGAGGCCUGGAGCAGGAAGAGACGCCGAUGCCGGAAGCGGACACAGAGGCGAAGGAGGAGACGCCAGAAGAGCCCGAGAUGGUCUUGGAGGAGUCCAUCGAGUCUGUAGAGAGCACCGGCGCUUGGCUGGAGCGGCUCCUGGGUCCCGCGAAGUUUGGGAUCGACCAGAAGCGGUCCUGCAAGGAACAGCGGGAGCGACUCGAAGAGUUAGCAAAGCCCCGACAGCUGAAGGAGCCUCUGCCCGAGCCCGGCCCCACCAGUGCCAAGCCCAGGCCAAGGUCUCCUCGCUCACAGAGAGAGGCGUGCAAGAGGCUGGCGCAGCCUCGCAAGCCCAAAGCAGAAGAACCAUCGCCGCCGUCAGCGGAGCAAACGGUCCACGCUCAAGGCGAGGAGGGAGAGCCGGAGAUUCCAAGCCAGGAGACAGAGGCCCCUUCCGUUUCGGAUCCGCUCGAAGAGCUGGAGGAGCCGCCAGUAAAGAUCAUCCCGUCCUUGCUGGCACAGUGCCCUUCAAGGCUGGAGCGCAUCGACGAGGAAGCGAAGGAGGCCAAGAGGGAGUCCUUGCGAGCACGAUCCCGAGGCCACCGCUCGCCGGGCCGCGCGCGCUCCCAGGGCGCUUCUUUGCGGCGUGGAGCUCCGGCUCCCUACGCCGUCCCCGUCGUUCCAAAGCACCUGGUGGACGGACCGCCGCGGCCGGAGCACGGGAAGGGCAAGGACAAGGCGGACAAGGACGCCAGGGGAGAGAAAAAGCGGCGCAUGUCCGGACCCGGCGCGAACGGACCGAGCGGCCCGAGCAGUGCAAGCGGUGCAGACAGCCCGGAGGAGGAGUUGAGCCCGGAUGAGGCGGCGAAGCUUCUCAGCUUCUUGGCUGGUGAGGAGGGUCUCUCCGAAGGCCACGGCGAGGAGAGCGCAGCGUGUGAGCAAAUGUUGCACAGCAUCGAUGCCCUCUACACUCAGUUCAUGGCCGCUACCAGCGACACCCGUGCGAUGCCUGACGGCAAAAGCUCUGAGGCACAAGCAGAGGGAGAUCUUGGGACCACGGACGGCACGGACGAGCCGUCUGGAGCUUCCGAGACGCUUCCCCAGCCGCGUGAAGGCGAGGAUCUGAUGGCCGACAUUGACCGGCUCUACUGGGAGAUGCUCGAUGCAAGGCAUGGGGACUCCCCAGACGAGGACUCGAUGCCAGCGGAGGAGAUAAGCAAAGCUGCAGAGCCCACGGUCUGUGCACCGCUCCCGCUCCUUUCGGAGGUGCCGCCCCAGGCUCCUGAAACGCCACCCCAGGCAGAGACGGAAGUUGACACGGAAGAGUUGCCCGCUUUGCUCGAGGAAGUGCUCUGGAGCGCCAUCCUCCUGACUCGAGGAGCUGCGGGUCGCAAGCUGGAGUCUACCAUCGCAGAGGCGCGAUUGCUGCAGCUGCUGCCGCCGGCCCGCUUGGCCCAGGCCGCUUCCCUGGCCGCCUUGCCGAACAGCCUUCUGCAGCGCCUGGCGACGGAGCUGCCCGAGGUGCGCGCUGCUCUGGAGAUCACUGAGGACAUGUGCCCUCUGACCAUGGAGCAGAGGGUGACGCUGUUCCACGCGGUUCGGGAGGCCCGCGAUCGCCUCUUGGACUCCGCGGCUUCUGAGAGCGUGGCUGGGGCCUCCUCGCGGCCUUCGUCCGGAAGGUCCAGGCCUUCGGCCUCGAGCAGGCGGCUGAAAUCCAAACCUCGGAGGAGUAGCAUGAGCUACUGGACGGACGAGUCACUCGAUGCUUUGGAGGCUCCGAAGCGAACGGCGGGGCGCUAG
Symbiodinium sp. CCMP2592 is the source of this 2805-nucleotide messenger RNA. The record is from the annotation of a GenBank genome assembly. Lineage: Eukaryota; Dinophyceae; Suessiales; Symbiodiniaceae.